Messenger RNA from Suillus clintonianus, 1152 nucleotides. RefSeq names its product glycoside hydrolase family 5 protein. Gene Ontology annotation, molecular function: hydrolase activity, hydrolyzing O-glycosyl compounds. The coding region runs from base 1 to 1152 and encodes 383 amino acids. The transcript is spliced from 15 exons. Lineage: Eukaryota; Fungi; Basidiomycota; Agaricomycetes; Boletales; Suillaceae. The record is from RefSeq and is a predicted model, not a curated record.
AUGAAGCUCAAGGCAUGUCUUUUUACUUUGGCUUCGGUCACUGUCUCGUUAUCUAAACCUAUGCCUAGGCAAUCGACCUCAUUCGUGAAGGCUGAUGGUCAAUGCUUCACCCUCGAUGGUCAACCAUACACCGUUUUUGGCUCCAACUCCUACUGGGUUGGCUUGAGUGGUCUCACCACUGACGAGAUGCAUGUCACAUUCAAGGACAUUGCCGAAACAGGUGGGACUACUGUCAGAACAUGGGGCUUUAACGAAGUCACCUCCGCAAGCGGCGACUACUACCAGCUCUGGAACGGAAGCACAUCUAUCAUUAAUUGCGGUUCAACUGGUCUUGGGAACUUCGAUAAUGUUGUGGCUGCCGCCAAGGCAGAAAACAUUCGCCUCAUUGUUACGCUCACGAAUAACUGGUCUGACUAUGGCGGAAUGGACGUCUACGUUAACCAAAUUCUCGGCGAAGGCCAACCCCACGACUACUUCUACUCUAACCCCGAGGUCAUUGCCGCCUUCCAAAACUACGUGAAGGUGUGGGUUGAGAGGUACGCUGACGAGCCCACCAUCUUCGGCUGGGAGCUGGUAAAUGAGCCGCGUUGCACUGGCUCCACUAGCGCCACCUCAGGUAAUUGCACCACCACCACGAUCACGGACUGGGUCAAGACUAUGUCUGCUUACAUUAAGUCUCUCGACAGCAACCACCUGGUUGGCCUCGGAGACGAGGGCUGGUUCAACUGGUCCAACUCCACCGACUUUGCAUUCGAUGGUUCUCAGGGUAUCGACUUCGAUGCUAAUUUGGCCAUCGACACCAUUGACUUUGGAACUUUCCACCUAUACCCCUACAGCUGGGGCAAGGAAACCCCGAGCGCGAUGGUCUGGGGCCAGGAAUGGAUCGAAAAUCACCAUAAUGCUCAGGCCACCUGCAAUAAACCUGUGCUGAUGGAAGAGUUUGGUGUAUCUGCUGGCCAAAACCAGACCACGACCUACAAGAAUUGGUACUCCACCGUUAUCAAUGGCGGAUUGACAGGUGUACUAAUCUGGCAAGCUGGUUCAAACUUAACGAGUGGACCUACGCCCAACGACGGUUUCACGAUCUACCCCGAUACUCCCGUGUACUACUUGGAACAGCAGUAUUCGGCUCAACUCGGAGCCAGGAAUUAG